UACCAAAUAUACGACAUUCAUGAUGCAUUGUGAAGUUUUUAGCUAUCAGUACAAUGCGAAGAUCUGUCAUCUGUUGCUGCUCCAGUUUUGCUUGUAAUAACCUCCAUCGACGAGGAGGAGGACUCUGCUGCUGCUGCGGUCGGACUGAGUUAAAGCUGGGAUGGAAAUAGAAUACGAGCCGCUGUCUAAACACAUGCAUCCAUUAUUUCUGCAAGCCAGUCUCACUUCAACAUGAUGCGCGCUCGUCUACAGCAUCCUUCUCUCUCCUCCUCUGUGAGGUGGACCCAAUGAGGCGUUUCUGAGAAUACAGUAUCACCUGACGACGUCUACCUGGCAUCGGCUUAUUAAGAACAGAUGAAGAUGAUGAUAGAGGAGGAUGAAGCGGAGGCUCAUCAGGUGGAUAUGGAGUCGGAUUUGCUCAGCAGACCUCGUUCAUGCAUCUGGACGAACGACUUCUCAUGUGAGGUGAACGCGGAUCUGUCGCUUAAUUUCUCCAUAUUUAAAGUAGAUUCGGAUCAUGUUCCGUCACCGGCGUGCAGGAGGAGGAGGAUGAUGCUGGACGCCGGAGGAUUUCACGACUUCACGGGAGCCGCGCUGCGCAAAACCAAGGCGUCCUCGCGACGCAACGCGUGGGGAAACCAGUCGUACGCGGAGCUCAUCACCCGAGCCAUCGAGAGCACACCCGAGAAAAGACUCACCCUGUCUCAGAUCUACGACUGGAUGGUCCGAUAUGUGCCCUAUUUCCAAGAUAAAGGAGACAGCAACAGCUCUGCCGGAUGGAAGAACUCCAUCCGCCACAAUUUGUCCCUUCACACACGUUUCAUCCGUGUGCAGAAUGAGGGAACUGGCAAGAGUUCCUGGUGGAUGCUGAAUCCGGAUGGAGGGAAGCUGGGAAAAGCUUCCCGCCGUAGAGCUGUCUCAAUGGACAAUGGCAACAAGCACUUAAAGAGUAAAGGGCGAGUAAAGCGUAAGAAAAUGGCUGGCAAAGCAGAGCAGGGUACAGAGGCAUUUUUGGGGUUCUGUAGCUCUCCAGAGCAUUGCAGUCCCACUAGGAAGUCUGGAGCAGGUGGUGUGGGGGCUGGGGAGGAGUUUGAGACCUGGACAGAUCUCCAUUCACUAGGCAGCUCUUCAGCUUCAACUCUUAGUGGUCGUCAAUCACCAAUUCUAGCCAAGGUGGAAUUGGGGGAACCUGAAACAGAGAGGAUAUCCUGUUCAGCAUCUCCACACCUGUACCCCAGUCCCUCCUGUGCCACCUCACUUGCAUCACUCUGUCCUGCAGAUCUCAGAGCAACAGUCAGCUACCAGCAGCACUCAUCCCCAUGUAAUAAACAGCCUUCUUACCAAUACACCAGUGGAAUGAAGGGCCAGGGCUCUAGCUGCGAGACAGUUUAUGGCCAGCCAGAUGUGGGCAUGGUUCGGCACAAUUCCUCCAUGAAGAAUAUUGAGGAGAACUCCAGUAGUAUGCAGGCCUACAAGGGCACUCUCCAGGGUUUUCUGACCACAGGACCCCAGUUCCUUGUCAAGGACAUGAUACUUGGGAAAGAGAAUGGGGUUCACUCAAUGUUGGUUGCUCAAGGAUCCAGGGAUCUGAAUCACAGUGAGAAUAAUGAACCGACCACUAACCCUUCCUCCAAACCAUUUCACAGACACAGCAUUAUUCAGAAUUUGACCCAGAACCAUCAGCCUGCAUUGGUCCACUCUCAGCCCAGUGAUGGACACAUGCAGUCUUACAUACAUAAAGCCCCUUACCUAAAUAGUCCCAGGGUCAAUGCACAUCUUCCAGCAUCCACCACUCUUCCCCCAAACCCUGCAAGCAUCUCACAUGACUCCUGCCACCUUGCUACAGCUCCAUACCCACAAUGCCAUCCCUAUAUUUACACAGAUCCAUAUCAACACAGUAUGGCAUAUGAACUGUACCGCCAACCUCAGGGGACGGGGACAAGUUACCACAACUACCACCACCCUCAUCAGGUCUAUCCACAUGAAUGGCUGCCAGCAGACCUGGAUAUGGAUGUAUUCUACAGCAGCCUAGACUGUGACAUGGAGUCUAUACUUUUACAUGACAUUAUGGACCCAGGAGAAGAAAUUGAUUUCAAUUUUGAUUCCUCACUGGCUCAAGGAAUGGGCAUGGGAUUUGGUUUUAUGGGCACACAGCAGAGCCACAGCAAACAGAGCUGGGUUCCUGGAUAAAUGCCACAGAAUCACUGAAGAAUGUUUUCUUAAGACAUAACUACCUACAUGCCAGCCAGCAGUGGAGUCCAAACACUCCACCAAAAUUCAGGUGAAUACACUGUGCUGAUUCUGAAAUGAAAACAAGGUAGAAGUAUCUCUUUUGAAAACUGACUUUGAAUUUAUGUUGUCUAUUUAAUACUGCUUGUAUGUCCAUGUUCUAUGUUGUGUGUCCAUGUAUUGAAAACUACUCUGUUCCAUUUUCUGUGAGAUUUGCUGACUGAACCAUGGUGACAAUCUAAGCUA
This is a messenger RNA of Carassius auratus (goldfish), 2475 nucleotides long. RefSeq names its product forkhead box protein O6-like. The record is from RefSeq and is a predicted model, not a curated record. The coding region runs from base 355 to 2190 and encodes 611 amino acids. Lineage: Eukaryota; Metazoa; Chordata; Actinopteri; Cypriniformes; Cyprinidae. Gene Ontology annotation, biological process: regulation of transcription by RNA polymerase II. Gene Ontology annotation, cellular component: nucleus. Gene Ontology annotation, molecular function: DNA-binding transcription factor activity, RNA polymerase II-specific; RNA polymerase II cis-regulatory region sequence-specific DNA binding. The transcript is spliced from 2 exons.